Phaethon lepturus (White-tailed tropicbird) is the source of this 1467-nucleotide messenger RNA. It is a transcript of the gene ACVR2A, whose product is annotated as activin A receptor, type IIA. Lineage: Eukaryota; Metazoa; Chordata; Aves; Phaethontiformes; Phaethontidae. Gene Ontology annotation, biological process: cellular response to growth factor stimulus; protein phosphorylation; activin receptor signaling pathway. Bases 85 to 1068 code for a protein of 327 amino acids. The record is from RefSeq and is a predicted model, not a curated record. Gene Ontology annotation, molecular function: activin binding; ATP binding; activin receptor activity. The transcript is spliced from 7 exons. Gene Ontology annotation, cellular component: activin receptor complex; plasma membrane.
UCAUCGUAGAUGGUACAUACAAUAGCAAAAUUAAUGGGUUUAACCUGAUUUCAGGAUCCUGGACCACCACCACCUUCACCGUUGAUGGGUUUGAAGCCAUUGCAGUUACUAGAGAUCAAAGCUAGGGGAAGGUUUGGGUGUGUAUGGAAAGCUCAACUACUGAAUGAGUACGUUGCGGUCAAAAUAUUCCCUAUUCAGGACAAACAGUCAUGGCAGAACGAAUAUGAAAUUUACAGUUUACCUGGAAUGAAGCAUGACAAUAUUUUGCAGUUCAUUGGUGCAGAGAAACGAGGCACUAGCAUUGAUGUUGACCUCUGGUUAAUUACAGCAUUUCAUGAAAAGGGUUCAUUAACAGACUUUCUCAAGGCUAACGUGGUUUCUUGGAAUGAGCUAUGUCACAUCGCUCAAACGAUGGCUAGAGGCUUGGCUUAUCUUCACGAGGAUAUACCAGGGCUAAAAGAUGGACACAAACCUGCCAUCUCACAUAGGGACAUCAAAAGCAAGAAUGUGCUGCUGAAAAAUAAUCUUACAGCUUGUAUUGCUGAUUUUGGUCUAGCUUUAAAGUUUGAGGCUGGAAAGUCUGCAGGGGAUACACAUGGACAGGUUGGUACACGAAGGUAUAUGGCUCCUGAGGUCCUAGAAGGUGCUAUAAACUUCCAAAGGGAUGCGUUUUUGAGAAUAGAUAUGUAUGCCAUGGGAUUAGUCCUCUGGGAAUUGGCAUCACGCUGUACUGCCUCAGAUGGUCCAGUAGAUGAGUACAUGUUGCCAUUUGAAGAAGAAAUUGGCCAGCAUCCCUCCCUUGAAGACAUGCAGGAAGUUGUAGUUCAUAAAAAGAAGAGACCUGUUCUAAGAGAGUGUUGGCAAAAACAUUCUGGAAUGGCGAUGCUUUGUGAAACGAUAGAAGAAUGCUGGGAUCACGAUGCAGAAGCCAGGUUGUCAGCGGGUUGUGUAGAAGAACGGAUUAUUCAGAUGCAAAAAUUAACUAACAUUAUAACAACAGAGGACAUUGUGACUGUGGUCACAAUGGUGACAAAUGUUGACUUUCCUCCCAAAGAAUCCAGUCUAUGAUAGUUGCACUGGUCACGUAACUGGCCACCAGGACUCUUCACUGGAGCUGCUAAAGCUAACGGGACUGCUUACAUCAUUGCUGUUUUCUGUGUGAAAAGAAUGGUAAGUCUCUCCGGAACAUCAUCAAGAGGUGUUUUUCCUUUAUUUUCCCCUUCCUCCUCCCAAACAUGGAUCCAUGAGACUUUUUGCAUUCCCUGCUUACACCUGAAGGACACGUGACUGAGAAAUGAUAACGUGCUGUUAAGGAACUUAAAUGAAGAACAUGGACCUGUACUGGCUAAUCAAGCGUUUUAAAAACUGACAUCAGAUUUCUUAAUACCUGUCAGAAGAGACUAAUUCCUUAAAUGAACUACUGUUAUUUUUUUUUAAAUCAAACAUUUCAUUUCAGAUUUAAAAAAA